AAUUACGAAAACAAAUCCUUUUUCUUUGGUUUUUCAUGCGCUGCUCUUUCUUCUUUAUACAUUGGAUACUCCAUUCUCCUUAAUGAAUUGACCUACUAUUACAAGGGUGACUUGAAGUGGAAGCUCAAGCUUACCAUGUCUAAAGUUAAAGUUACAGAGAGGAAUUAACAGUCUCAGACAUCUUUUUCACAUGUUCUCUUCGUAUAUUUAAAGAAGAUCAAAGUCUGUCUUCAGCCACAAAUUGAUUCAGGCCCGUAAGAGAAUGGAGCAUGGAAAUGGAAGCCGUCACCUGGCUUUGUACAAAGCUGCCGUACAUGGGCAGUGGAUUACCGCAAAGAGAAUUUUUGAUGAAGAUCCUAGUGCAUUAACUGCUAAAAUAUCAGGGUUUGAAGAAAUUGCUCUCUAUGUCGCAAUUACUGCUGGUCACUCCAUUGAAUUUGUCCAGAAUAUUGUAAACUUAAUGUCGGAAGAUUUAAUUGGAACAGUGAACAGAGAUGGUAACAACGCUCUUCACGCGGCUGCUAUGGUUGGAAACCUAGAAGCUGCAAAAAUAUUGGUGAAAAAGAAUCCAACAUUAACACAAGGAAGGAACGUUCUUAAUGCUACACCACUUCAUUAUGCUGCUUCGUAUGCCCAUCAGGAAACUGUUCGCUUCCUUCUACCUGUGACUCGGGAUGAGUAUCCAAGUCCUUUCACCGACAAAGAUGGCGUCAGACUUCUCAAUUCACUAAUCACUGCUGAUUUUUAUGGGCUUGCGCUCCAUCUAUUGAAACGCUAUCCAGCAUUAGCACGUGGAACAGACCAAUACGGAUUCACUUCUUUGGACAUGUUGGCUAGAAAGCCUCAGGCAUUUCCGAGUGGAAGCCGACUUGGAUUUCGCCACUCCUUUUUGUAUCAUUAUUGUGCAGCUAAUUCUGUAGACACAGAAACCUUCCAUCAAGGCGGGGAUGUUGAAAAUCAAGUUGGGGGUUCAGAAAAAUACUGCCAAAAGCGAUUUUCAUUUCUGCGAGACAUAGACAAAACGCUGCUGAUGCAUAAGCAAGCAGUGGAGCUACUUAGAAACUUGAUUUCUGAAGCUCUAAAAGCCAAUGAAUCACAAUUGCAUUCUCUGCUAGGAUCCUCAACACAAACUGCUACUAAAUUUGGUAUUCAGGAGUUUGUUGCUGAAGCUAUCAAGUCCUACCCAUACUCAGUUUGGUUCAGAGAUGGGGAUGGCUGUACGAUUUUUCAUCUUGCAAUAAAACACCGACAAGAGAAAAUUUUCAAUCUCCUAUAUCAAAUCGGUAAUCAUAAACAUAUUAUCACAUCAUUAGCCGAUUCAUUGGGCAACACCAUGUUGCAUUUAGCAGGGACGUUGCAGCCUUCAAGCAAAAUUUCUGGUGCUGCUCUGCAAAUGCAACGGGAGUUGCAAUGGUUCAAGGAAGUGGAAAAGGUUAUCCAACCAUCAUACAAGGAACGGAAAGAUAAGAAUGGGAGAACUCCACGACAGGUGUUUACCGAGGGGCAUAAGAGUUUGGUUGAGCAAGGCGAGAAAUGGAUGAAGGAUACAGCUACGUCUUGUGCAACAGUUGCUGCACUUGUGAUCACUGUUGUAUUUGCAGCCGCUUUUACAGUACCAGGUGGCAACAACAGUGACCAAGGGAUUCCAAUUUAUCUGAACGAAACAGCCUUCGUGAUUUUUGCAAUAUCAGAUGCCCUGGGACUUUUUUCUUCGUCCACCUCGCUGUUAAUGUUUCUUGGCAUACUCACAUCACGCUAUUCCGAAGGCGAUUUUCUCAAGGCCUUGCCAAUGAGGUUGAGUAUUGGUCUAAUCACCUUAUUCUUUUCAAUAGCCUCAAUGCUGGCAGCCUUUAGCGCUGCCUUUCACUUGGUUUUGUUUCAUAGAGUGAAAUGGAUAGCAGUUCCUAUCGGCCUAGUGGCCUGUGCGCCAGUUACCUUGUUUGCACUUCUGCAGUUUCCUCUCCUGAGUGAAAUGAUCUCUUCAACAUUUGGACGGAGCGUAUUCCGCAAACACAGCGAGGAAAUAAUCUUUUAGUUAGGCAUUGAUAUUUACUUUAUCUUCAGAUACAGUUAUAUUUCGUGUGAGAUGUAUAGAACUUUAUUAGUUUUCAGCUUCUCAUGAAUAAAUUUUUUAUAAAGAUAAA
Molecule: messenger RNA, 2144 nt
Organism: Ricinus communis (castor bean)
Lineage: Eukaryota; Viridiplantae; Streptophyta; Magnoliopsida; Malpighiales; Euphorbiaceae
Product: protein ACCELERATED CELL DEATH 6
Exons: 5
Coding region: 263-2035 (590 amino acids)
Molecular function (GO): protein binding
Source: RefSeq, a predicted model, not a curated record